AUGGCUCACAGACUCUGCUUCUCCUACUGGCUGUUGGUCUGCUGGUUGGUGGUAACUGUGGCAGAAGGACAAGAAGAGGUGGUCACCCCUCCUGGAGGCUCACAAAAUAAUGGAGACCCUACAGACUGCCAGAUCUUUACACUCACCCCUCCACCCAUCACAAGGAACCCGGUGACGAGGAUCCAGCCCACCCCAAGAACACCCAAGUGUCCAUUCUGGUUUUUUCCACAACGAAGGCCCAGAGUCUACAUUAGGUUUCCAAACAGACCUUUCCUCCCUCCAAGAUGCAACCGCCGUUUUCAGUUUCACCCAUUUUUUUGGCCACACAAUCGCCUUCCUCCUCAUUAUAAACGUUUCCCCGGAAGAAAUCUCUGUAGUGGAAGCUCAUCUGAGGAAAGCAGAGAGAAAAGAUAA
Messenger RNA from Diceros bicornis minor, 414 nucleotides. RefSeq names its product odontogenesis associated phosphoprotein (gene ODAPH). Bases 1 to 414 code for a protein of 137 amino acids. Gene Ontology annotation, biological process: positive regulation of enamel mineralization. The transcript has 2 exons. The record is from RefSeq and is a predicted model, not a curated record. NCBI's taxonomy places the organism in Eukaryota, Metazoa, Chordata, Mammalia, Perissodactyla, Rhinocerotidae.